AUGGCUCCUUCAAGCAUCAAGUGGGCACAGCCGCUGUCCAGCUCCGUACACCUGUCCCUCGCCAAGCCACAAGUCCGUGUGGCAUGUGAUGGGAUUGCCGCGCUUUGCCAGGCCUUCUCGACUUGGCCGCUGUCCCCCACCCCCACCGCCCCACACUUCGAUCUCUUGUCCUCCAUCCGCGAGGCCCUCCGAGUUUCCAACAUAUCCUGGGCCGAACAGCAUGUGGGUGGCCAUGCUGACCAAACCAAGACAUGGCGACAGAUGUCUUGGUGGGAACUACGGAACUCUGAGGUGGACGACAUUGCCCAGGGCUACGCCGACAAGCUGAUCGCCACCAAGGACACGAUCGCCACCAAUCCCAAGUUCUUCUCCGAACCCUGUGCGAUCUACAUCAACAACAAGAAGGUCUCCUGCCUGGCCUUGGAAUCGGUGGACAAAGCCGUUGUCCUGCCGUAA
Messenger RNA from Cylindrotheca closterium, 456 nucleotides. Lineage: Eukaryota; Bacillariophyta; Bacillariophyceae; Bacillariales; Bacillariaceae. The record is from the annotation of a GenBank genome assembly.